AUGACAUCUAAAGAACAAAUAGAAAAGAAAGGUAGUAGUAGUAGUAGUAGUAGUAGUGAUAAGAGUACUGUAUCACUUGAUAAACAUAAAAGGUUUAUCAGUAAUUAUCUUUACUUUCAUGGGACACCAGAACAGAAACAAAAGUAUGACUAUAGAGGAUACCGAUCCGAUCAUCAAGUACUACGAGACAAUCAUCAAUUUAUACGUGACGAUGAAGAGGAUGCCAACGAUCAAGAGAAUUGGGAGAAACAGUUGGCUAAAAAGUACUAUGAUCGACUGUUUAAAGAGUAUGCCAUCAUUGAUCUCUCACAAUACAAAACAGGUCAAAUAGGUCUACGAUGGAGAGUAGAAGCAGAGGUUAUUAGUGGUAAAGGACAGUUUAUGUGUGCAAAUGUAAAGUGUACUUGUAAUGAUGAUUCAUUAAAUAGUUAUGAGGUACCAUUUACAUACAUUGAAUCAAAAGUUGAAAAGAGUGCAUUGGUUAAAGUAAUGUUAUGUUAUCCAUGUUCAAAACUAUUACAUUAUACAAAUAUAAAGAAAAAGAAAAAGGAAUUAAAAAGAUUAUUAAAAAAGAGACAAUUGGAAGAUAAUGACCAAGAAGAGGAAUUGGAACUUGGAAAUGAUGGAAAUAAUAAUAAUGAUGAUGAUGAUACCAUUCCUCAAUCAAUUAAAAAACAAAAGAACAACAAUGGAAAUGAUGAGGAAGAAGAAGAAGAAUAUAUAGAGAAAGAUAUCACUACAUCUACAACGACAACAAACGACCGAUCGAAAUAA
This is a messenger RNA of Cavenderia fasciculata, 774 nucleotides long. RefSeq lists its product as uncharacterized. Gene Ontology annotation, molecular function: phosphatase activity. Gene Ontology annotation, biological process: dephosphorylation. Bases 1 to 774 code for a protein of 257 amino acids. NCBI's taxonomy places the organism in Eukaryota, Evosea, Eumycetozoa, Acytosteliales, Cavenderiaceae. The transcript is spliced from 2 exons. The record is from RefSeq and is a predicted model, not a curated record.